UCCGGUGGUGUUAUUGAGCAUGUCAGUCAGUCGGAGUCAGGCACAGUUGGCGACUGUUAAUGUAGCUGGCUGGAAAGCUAGCCAACGGUAUUACUAAUUGAACACGUGAAUACAGAAUAUUCAAGACCUCGGAGAAAAUAGUCAGCGUAUCUGUUUAAUGACGCCACGUUAUUGAACAGUUUUGAAUUCAGAAGUUACAUUUAGCAAUAGUUGCUUUUGUUAAUUAAAAAAAGAAAAAUGGCGGAUAUCGCAACGACUGGAGCAGAGAAGACUCUGGACGAUUUCUUCGCAAAGCGGGAUAAAAAAAAGAAAAAGGAGAAGGGUAAAGGGAAGGAACAGACGGCACCACCCCCGUCUAGUGUCUUGAAAAAGAACAAAAAGGAAAAGGAGAAAUCAACAAAAAAUGAAAACCAAGACACACAAGUGGAGAAGGAGGAUGAGGAGUGGAAGGAAUUUGAGCAGAAGGAAGUGGACUACAGUGGCCUACGGCUGCAGGCCCUUCAGUUAAGUGAUGAGAAGGAGGAAGAGGAGUACGAGAAGGAGGAGUUUGGGGAGGAUGGGGAGAUCAUUCUCGUGAGCGGAGAUAAAGUUUCAGGUCCAUGGAACAAGUCUGGCUCCGCACCAGUUGCACCUGCACCUGUGGAGGAAGAGGAGGUGCCAGAGGCAAAACCAACAGGCGUUUACAGGCCUCCAGGAGCACGGCUGUCUACCACUAAGAGAGGCCCUUCUCAGGGGCCCCCCGAGAUCAACAGCGACACGCAGUUCCCUUCACUCCUGGCCACUGCCAAGCAUGUAGAAACACGCAGGGACAGAGAAAUGGAGAAGACCUUUGAGGUGGUGAAGACCAGGAACCGAAUGAGGGAGGAAGGUGGCGGGGCCUCUGCGCAGCAGUUGCAGCUGGACAACCAGUAUGCCAUCCUGGGAGACAAAUAAGGCCUCCGGCUCAGCCCGUACCCAGCAUCCCCAGCAUGGUCUUUCCCGGCCCGCGGAGGAAACAUUUAACAGCUGCGGGCUGUACAGCCCUGACGAAGCUGGAGCCGCCACCACCACCAGACUGCACACCCACCCACCCCACCCUCACCCACCCCCGUCUCCUCCCUCCCUCACACACACACCCACACAGACACAGACACACACACCCACAUGAAACCUCUUCAAAAGGACCGCUAGAUGAACAAAAUCAAAACCCAUCCAGUCUGUACCCAUGUGAAUAAUACAAGAAAAACGUCUAUUGUGGAUCAUACUCAGAGCACAGGUGGCACACCCGGUCUCUGGUUUGCUGCAGUAGCUCUGGGGGAGAAACUGAGCACGGAGAGCAAGUUUGGGGCGCAAAGUUAAGACGGCUUAUAUUUUUGCAUUUGAUAUACGGCAGCCGUGCUGCAUUUGGAUUCGUCUGCGGUUUGGAGUUCUGAUCUGGGCCAGGAGGGAGACUACCUCAGUUACACUUCGGUGGAUACUGUGUUGACCAGGCUUAAGUGGCACCCGGAGUCAGACGAACGGCAGCACUCGACGCGCUGAGCUGUUCUCUGCUCAAACUUCAAGGCUACAUUUUGCCCUCAGAAAGGGACUCGGCAAAGACAUGUUGACAAAGGAAGCGGUUAUAAUCAGUUUGACAUGAAAUAUCUAUUUAAAGUGGCCUUACUGUGGAAAAGGGAACUAGAUUCCUGUGCAUUGUCCUCUGAGAAAAAUCUGGCUUGUGGCUUCAAAGGGUGUCGUUGGCUCCUGAAAAGCACGGCUUUGAAAAAUGAAUCUUUUCCAGACUUCACGUAUGGGAAUGUAGUACGGAGCUGUAGUCUGAGUAACAUGAUAGACCAAUGAACUGUUUUUUUGUUUAUUUGCUCCCCACACUACCCCUUUCUUGCCCAACCCCCUGCCUUCCUUUUAGUUUAUUUAACCUUGGCAGUUCCUUGGUUAACAUUAAAUGUGUCCUUUCUGAUCUAACGAGAAAUUAACCUGGUAAAAGUUUUAAUUUGCUUCUUGAUUUUUUUUUUUUGGUUUGGUCAUAUGAACAGCUUUACCCUUAAUCUGAUUGGUUUUCUCUGCUGACCCUGGAGUGAGUUUGUGAAGAAACUGAGAGGGAAGCUAAGUCAGUAAAACAAAUGUAUCCUGGGCCCCCAAAAUAUCUGUCCACAAGUCAAAUUCUUUUCCUCCAGGUUUUUCACUGACGAAGAUAUGAAGAGCCAUAAUUCCUGUACUUGCAGGUGGCAAAGCUGUGCAAGGUCAUUUAUGCUCAGUAUGAUAUUUGUGAAAAGUUAUGGAAAUUAUUUUUUUUACCUUCAUGCACAUUUCAGGCAAUAUGAACCUUAUUACAGAGCUGGUGGUAGUUCAAAGCAGAUAGGCAGUUUAGAUUUUGGUCAUUUAGAUUUUGCAGGGUUUAAACAUUUUUCUGAACCUGGUUUGCUUGUUAUUCACAGUAACUGCCAGUAUGUAUCAGUUUCUUACUCUUGAAAGGUAUACAGCACUUGUAUUAGUUUUUAUGGAACCAUGACGAGUUUAACUAGGUUAUUCUUCCAUUUGCUAUAGCAUUGGUUGCAAAUUGUUUCCAAUAUUAAAAUUAUUUUGAUAUUUAAUACAUUUUAAGUAGUUUAAAAAUUAUAAAAUGACUAAAUUUAAUAUGUCGGUUGCUCUACCCUUAAGGUUGAACAUGACAAUGUUAAAUUGUCUGAACUUCUAUGUAAACAAGUUUGCUUUAAAUUUAUUUCUAGUUUCCGUUUGUGGUGUAUUGUCAUUAUGGAUUAUUGCUCCAAAUGACGAUAUUAUCCCUUUAACAGUCGUCUCAAACAAGCAUAAUUUGUUUUGUUUUUUAUGGGAGCCAGUUUAAGGAUUAAUUACAGUUUAAAUCAUGAAAAAUGCAAAUGUUCUAGGGUCUCUGAAAUUUCUUAACUGUUUUGGUUUGUUUGAAAGCACUUAUUUUUGCCUUGGGUGUAGAAAGUUAUUUUUUUCCCUUGAUUGAUUAGUUUCCCCAUGAACCGUACAGAUGGAUCAUACAGGAUUGAUGAAUUCAUUUAAUGUCUGUUUGGCCUCUGUUCUGCUGAAUUCAUCAUAUCCCUGCAUUGUGAACUGGAUGAAUUGGCUGAGUUAAUUGUUCAUGAAUGCUUUUGUAAUACGCAGUGUGCUAUUCAGCCACAGUGCAGUCUCCAUUUGCACAGUUGCUCGCACUAGCCCAUGGAGUGCUCUAUCUUUGGAACACAGGACAUUUCAGUAUCUGCGUUUUAUGUGAAUUUGCAUUCUGAUAAAAAAAAAACUUUUCCAUAAUGUGCCAACUCGCAAUAAUAGUACAGAUGUAUGUCGUUCCUAAUUUUAUUACUUUUAACAGAAACGAGAUGAAAUUGGUAAGCUGCAAAUGUUUUGGCAUUCUGAUCAAAACAAAUUUUGCCACACAGUCUAGUAAUAUUACAAAACCCUUGAAGUGAUCUCUGUUGGAAUUUACACAUGCUGAGCAAGCUAGCUAGAGCGUGCCAUCUCGUUUUUGACAUUUCAUUCAAAUUAAGCGCUUUCUUUGAAUCUCGCAAUGUUACCAAUGGUUAUGUGAGCAUUAAGAUAAAUAAACCACACAAAUGUCAGAUGCCAAAAGAUUAUUUGGCGUUUGAGAAAAGCGUAAAUGGAUCUGAUAUGACAUUUUGUGAUGACAAGACUUAUUGCUAAUAUAUCGUAUAUGUUGAGCUGUGUUUCUGUUGACAUUUUGAACAGAAAUUAAUGGGAUGCUUCAGACGAGUUUGUUUGCUGUUUAUAUGGCUAUUUAUAUUAAGUAAACCCGCAUCAUAGGUCUAGCACCCUCCAUCAGUUCACCUUAGCGGUUGUGCUUCGGGCCACAGGUUGCCUCUUCAUCCUGCUGCCCACCAGGUGAGCUGUGCAGUCACCGUACUGGAGGACUCCGCUGCGUGCACAGCUUUCGACCAACCAGAGGAGUCGCUGUUGCGUUACAAGGAGUGGCAAACCCUAGCGACUGAAGCAAAACCCAUCUUGGGCAACACUACUGUCAAUGGCACUUGGCUCUCCUCCUUUUGGUGUUUGCGCUGUAGGUUUGUGUUACACUGCUGAAUGCUGAUUGCAAGUAUGAAAGAUAAAGAACAGGGCUGAUCUGUCUGAGUAUGAUUGCCUAUACAAUCAGUUCAGCAUGGAUGUUUGUGAUCUUGUGUGUGUGAUGUGGCCUGGGCAUCUUUAAUUUGAAACCCAAUACAGUCAUACCCUUGUAACAAAUUAGCAGGUUUUCAGAAUGUUUCGACCUUCCUCAAAUAUGCUAUGGAAAGUACUAUUGAGGACUGUUUGAAAACCUGGAGAGAACAUCUCAAUGAGUAAAUUUGAAAAAACACAGGACCCUAUUAAAAAUAUAAAACACUUUUGAGGAUCAACCUCAUAAGAUCACAGUUCUCAUCAAAAAGUAAGAAAAAAACCUUUUACUGGUCAGGCUGUGUAAAAUGGGGUUUUCUCUGAUGUGAGGGUACCCACCUGCUCUUGAAUCUUUGGCUGUGCGUUUCCCCUGCUCACCAUAGAAUUUGUCCCAUUUCAGAAACUAUCAAAAUUUGUACUUGAAUUUUAAAUCUAAAUUUUCAGUACGGUAAAUCUUAGUAUUCAUGACAAAGAAAAUGGGAAUACAAUUAUAUAAAUCAUUUGAAAGUGUUAUUAUAAUGGUAACAAUAAUCAUAGUAAUUUUAACUGCAGUCCAGUUCCAAAAAGAACUUUGUUUAGCCAAAGGCAAGUUUCAAAGCUUUAUCUGUAGCAUUGGUAGUUCAAAAAGAUGUGUUCAAAAAGGUGUGAAGUGUGAACAUUUCCCUUAUGUAACAGUCAAUAGUUUUUGAUAUGUUGCCACCCUGUAAUGCAAAGUGGAAGUACAAUAAAACCUCAUGACUGAUGAGAA
Molecule: messenger RNA, 4858 nt
Organism: Anguilla anguilla (European eel)
Lineage: Eukaryota; Metazoa; Chordata; Actinopteri; Anguilliformes; Anguillidae
Gene: cdv3
Product: carnitine deficiency-associated gene expressed in ventricle 3
Exons: 5
Coding region: 238-933 (231 amino acids)
Cellular component (GO): cytoplasm
Source: RefSeq, a predicted model, not a curated record